This is a messenger RNA of Parnassius mnemosyne (clouded apollo), 1260 nucleotides long. The record is from the annotation of a GenBank genome assembly. NCBI's taxonomy places the organism in Eukaryota, Metazoa, Arthropoda, Insecta, Lepidoptera, Papilionidae.
AUGAAACUACUAAAGUUUCACCUAAGAUAUCAUCCACCCGGAAUAAUUCUGGAGUAUACAAAAAAGGGUAUCGUUAAGAGUAAGGAUAUCGACCUCUUAGAAUUGAAUUGCAAUUCAGAUGUGAAGCAAAUAGCAGAUAACCUCCAACAGAAGGAAGCGCUAAUAACGGAUGAGGUGCGUGAACAAUUGGAGCAGUGCCUAGUGACGCUGAAGAAGAGGAUCGAACACGAGGGUCCCACAGGAAAGCGCUUCUAUAUCUAUAAAACUUUAGUCACUCAUCUCCUACCACUAACCAAUGUGGCUUUUGAUAAGGCUGGAAGCAGAUGCAUCACGGGCAGCUACGAUCGUACGUGUAAAGUGUGGGACGUGGAGACUGGCGGCGAGUUAAAAACAUUAUCUGGACACCAAAACGUCGUUUACUCAGUCGGAUUCAAUUAUCCCAUCUGCAACCUGGUGGUGACCGGUUCGUUCGACAAGUCAGCGAGGAUCUGGCGCAUGGAUACGGGAGAGUGUGUAUCUACACUUUGGGGACAUAGCGCUGAGAUUGUCGCCGCCCAGUUCGCCCCUAGAGGUGCUCAUGUCGCCACCGCUUCCAUGGACCACACGGCGAAACUCUACGAUGCUCUCACAGGUACGGAGGUACACACGUACAUUGGUCACAGCGCCGAAGUCAUCGCGCUUCAAUUCGACCCCACUGAAGGCCAGCGCCUUAUCACUGGAUCGUUCGAUGGCACGAUAUGUAUGUGGGAUACCAGGAUCAAAGAGCGCGUUGCGGUCCUGUCUGGUCACACGGCAGAAAUAUCUAACGCCCAGUACAACUGGGACAGCUCGCUGGUGGGUUCGGCUUCGUUGGACGGCAGCGCGAAGCUCUGGGACACGCGGGAGCGCACCUGCAUCGCCACUGUAACUGCAGCCGCAGCCGAGGUGUUAGACGUGUGCUUUGACUGGGCGGGACGACGACUUGCCACGGCUGGCAGCGAUGGCACUGCGCGGGUGUACGAGGCGCUCGCCGACUGCAGAGAACUGGCCACCAUGCAAGGACAUCGGGAAGAAAUUUCCAAGGUAUGCUUCAGUCCAGCUGGUGGGUGUCUGCUAACUGCUUCCGCUGACAAGACUGCGAGAAUCUGGAACGCUUCUACUGGUAACUGUGUACAAGUGCUGUCCGGUCACCAGGGCGAGAUAUUCUCGUGCGCGUUCUCAUACGCCGGUGACACCGUCGUCACCGCGUCCAAGGACAACACCUGCAGAAUCUGGAGAUGA